UAACUAACACAUCAACUCAAAGAAUAUUUUGACUUCUUCUGUUGCCUUACAGGGACCGACUUCACAUUGGCAAUUAAGUGCUCCGCUCAUUUCAUUUUCGCACCAAAGCCUGUUCCUCUUGGUUUUAUAUGUACCAUCCGCACACGGUAUGACUUUGUAGCAUAGGAUGAAUACGAUUUGGUGACGCCAAAAGCUUGAGAGCGCUGUUGUUCGGAAGACUUGUCGCGGAUCACACAAGCGGGGUGAACGGAACGGACGCGCGCACACACACACACACACACACACACACACACACACAGAGCGUGUCUGUCUUGACCUCGGUUGAACCCUGACUGAGUCGCCGAACGUGAACAACUCGUCCAACAACAACUUGGAGAACUUGCCUUUAGCGAGGGCGUCAAAGGUUAGACGAGCUUGAGCAAGGAUGCACGCGAGGUAUGUGCAGCCAGUGAUUGGGCUGAAGCUCUGCGUCUUCAGUUGACGUUUCAAUACGUUACUGCACACUCGACUGUGACGUCGCCGUCAUGGAGGAGGAGGAGGCCGGCGUGUAACGUCCAACCAAGUGAGUGACCUGUGCCUCCUCGUCCACUAGGCUUUCUAUUGUCUUGUCCGCAGAGUCGCUACUAGUUAGCAACCACGGCGUUAGCAUCACCAUCAGCUGGCGAGGCGACACUGGACCUUGCACUCUCGGUGUUCGAUUCGAGACACAAGCACACUUUGUUGAGGCGGAGCAGGAGGCAGAACUCGGCGUCUUGGCCGGCUCGAGGCUUUGUGGAGUUGGCAUGAUGUGGUUGUGUGAGCUAACGGUGACCACGCCGAUGCGAAGCGAGGAAUGUAGCUAGGCUGGAUGCAAACCCGGUGUGCUUGGUCGCUUCCUAAUUGCGUUAAUCCCAGCUACAUCGAUACAGACAAGAACGACUCGCGACCGCAGCAUCGUGUGAGACGUGUGUUUUGGGACACACAGCGGCUGAAUGUGCGUAUGGGUGGCCACCUCCCCUGCAGGCACGUUUAGCACCCCGGUCCGAUGGAGAAGAGGGACAGAAAGCCGGGAUAUUUUGCCAGGCUGAAGAGGCGGAGACAGCUCAAGCAGAGCCAAUUGGAGAAAACCGCCAACGAGCGCGGCGCGGCGGUCAUCGCCUGUCCGGAACUUCCAAAGGACAGCGAAGCCAACAAGAAGGCCAGCCUGCCGAGAACAACGACCGCAAAGACAGCUGCCGGCUCAGCCGAUGGCUGUAAGAGUAAUAACCCGGCGAAGAGGGAGAAGCGGAGACCGCCAGGGACAGUGGAGUUUAUCGCGGGACCGAAUGAUUCCCUCAACAGCAUCGCCCUCAACUUCAACGUCACCCCAAACAAGCUGGUCCAGCUCAACAAGCUCUUCUGUCACAGCGUCUACCCCGGUCAGAAGCUGUUUGUCCCUGACGUGAGCAGGACGGAAUUCAAGUCUCAGACUGACUCGGACCCGGCCCUCACGAACGGUCCCGCUGUGGAGACCACUCAAGACGGCAGUCCAAACCGCAGGUCAGCGCGGUCCAUCCGACGUCAGCUCUCCCCGAAUUCCGAGGACGACGGCCCGGCGACGGUGAAAUUCAUCAAAAUGAGCUGCAAGUACUUCACUGAUGGAAUGGGCGUGGUGGGCGGCGUCCUGAUCGUGACGCCCAACAACAUCAUGUUCGACCCGCACAAGUCGGACCCGCUGGUCAUCGAGCACGGCUGCGAGGAGUACGGCCUCAUCUGCCCCAUGGAGGAGGUGGUCUCCGUGGCGCUCUACGACGACGUGUCGCGCAUGAAGCUGAAGGACGCGCUGCCGUCCGACCUACCCCGGGAUCUGUGUCCUGUCUACAGGCCCGGCGAGUGGGAGCAGCUGCCCUCGGAGCGAGACCUGAACCCCUUCAGCCGCUACGAAGCGCCGGACGCCAAGCGGCCCGUCAUCCUGGACGACCUGGAGUCGGCCCUCUCGGAAACGGUCAGCACGGAAGGAGAGCAGACCGACAAGUCUCCCUCGGACGAAGGCUUCACUGAGCUGGAGCCCACCGUCAACGGGAGCGCGGAAGAAGCGGAGGGAACUUCCUCCAAAACGCCCGACGGCGCCCGUAGACCGCGAGGCGAGGGGGACGCCCGGGACAAGUCGGCGCUUUGCCCAACUGAAGGGAAGCCGGAUGACGACGAGGACGAAGGCUUGGCCCGGAACAGCUCCGUCGAAGACGGCGAGUCCGUCCGGUCGUCCUCGGAGACGGCCGGGCUGCGCGAAGAAGCGACGAGCAAAGAGGAGACUUCGGGAGUCGCGGAGCUCCGAAAGCGCGAGACGGCGACGCCGGACGGGUGGCGGCAGAGCUACGACGCCGAGGUCAAGUCGUGGCUGAUGGAGAGGAUUCAGGCUCCGAUCCAAGACAUGCUCUUCUCCUCCGAGGAGAAGAGCAGGAACCCGCCCAUGUUCCUCUGCUUCCGAGUGGGAAAACCAAUGAGGAAGUCCUUCGCCAGCGGGAUGACGUCCAGCCCGGCGCACUCCUUCGGAAGCGUGGGAAAGCAACCCGAGUACUGGUUUGCCGUGCCGCAGGAGAGAGUGGACCACCUGUACGCCUUUUUCGUCCAGUGGUCUCCCGACGUGUACGGCAAGGAGGCGCGGGAGCAGGGCUUCGUGGUGGUGGAGAAGGACGAGCUGGACAUGAUCGACAAUUUCUUCGGCGACCCCGCCUCGUGCAGCUGGGAGAUCAUCACAAUCGACGAGGCCAAGCGGCGGCAGAGUUUCGGCAGCUGCGACGGCGAACCGGCAGCGGACGGCCUGCCGAUAUUGAGCGACGGCAGCGAUCUGCUGCAGGACACGCACGUGGAGAAGCUGGCCUGCCGCCUGCCGGCCCGCGUGCAGGGUUACCCGUGGCGGCUGGCGUACAGCACCGUCAAGCACGGCACCAGCCUCAAGACGCUCUACCGGAACCUGCUCGACGUGGACGCUCCGGUCCUGCUGGUCGUCAAGGAUCUGGACCGCCAGAUCUUCGGGGCCUUCUCCACUCAUCCCUUCAAAAUAAGCGAGCACUGUUACGGCACCGGCGAGACCUUCCUCUACAGCUUCUGUCCCGAGAUCAAGGUGUACCGCUGGACGGGAGACAACUCGUACUUUGUCAAAGGCAAUAUUGACUCGCUGCAGAUGGGAGGAGGCGGCGGUCAACUGGGUCUGUGGCUGGACGCCGAGCUGUACCGGGGCACCACCACCAGAUGCGCCACCUUCGACAACCGGCCGCUCUCGGGCCGCCAGGACUUCAACAUCCACAGUCUGGAGGUGUGGACCUUCGAGUAGCUCCCGCCGCCUCGCAGACGUUUCCGCCUUCACCGACGUUUCGAGCACCGCCCGACGCGACGCUUCCGAGGUUCUGCGAGGCCCCGACCGCGGGCCGUUUGCCGUCGCUCUCUUUUCCUUAGCUGCGUGCUGACUGCCUUUGUGCCGCAGUGUUGUGAAGAAGAACAUGUGGAGCUUGUUGGAGGAGCAAGGUGCCCCCCCCCCCCCCCAGAGCUUUAGGUCAAACCAGUGUUUCCCUGUCCCUUUGUUUGGAAAAACUGCACGGCACAUCACCAAAUCGUCCCAAAAACAGCUUAUGUAGUGAAUCCCGGUUUACUACGUUUACGAAUCACGGCAAGUGAAAAAUUGAGACCAUAUAAAAAAACAUUUGUUAAAUGGGAUACUCCUCACAUUAGUGGUAGUUAUUAAGAAGUUUCAAAAGAAUAUGAAGUGGUGUCAAAGUGAAAUGAAUCCUUUUACUGUGGUUGGGAAUCACUGGGUUGAACUCAAGGCUGUUGUAUGAAUGUACAACUCGUAACUACUUAGCCAGUUUGUCCAUUUCAAGAAAACGGAAGCUGAGGUUUGUCCUUUUCACGUUGGAUUUGUUGAAUAAUUGUUUACAAAUUGUGCACUUGCUCUCAUUUUCAGUCUGACUGAGAGAGCCUGUUAACUUUAAUUUCACGUGUUCUUUGCGCCACAAUUUCUUUCGCCGACCAAAUAUUUUUCAUUUGCUCUAUUUUAUAUGAUUUCAAGUUGUUGUUUUUUUUUUACAUUUUGACGAGCAAUGCUAUUUUUUUACGCUUGUACUUUUAUAGUGCUUUACAAUAUAUUAUAUAUUUUGUGAGUGACGCAAGCUAACAAGCACUAUACAAAGAUUACAUCCCCCCUUCCCCCCCUUCCCGUUUAUGGUCAUCAAAGGCGUUUUAAAGACUGGAGAGGAGGAGAAUCAUUGGCUUGUCACUUUGCACUAGACGGGGAAUUAAAAGGCAUGUAAAGUACAUCAAUAAAUUAUUACUGCAAGUUGUCCCAACACCACUACAAAAAGGGAACCCGCUGAGUGUCGCUGCACUCUUCACAUACCACUAAACUACAUUUCAUGUGUAUCUGACAUUGCGCAUGGAUAUACUGUACAAUCAUAUAUGCUGUGCCAUAGCAAUGCCGAUUAUAGCGAGUCGUGUGUGUAAAUGAGCCAUUGUGUUGUAGUUGUUACUGUGAAUGCGCCCGAAGUAUUAACAUUUUUGUGAAUUCAAAACCGCUGUCUUCUGUGCUUGAGGAUCUAUUUAUUGUUGUUAAUUGCAACUACAUUUAAACAGGAAUAAAUGUUGCAUACAUAUAUAUACAUUUUCCAGUUGUGUUUGGUGUCACUUGUGAGUGCUAAACAUCGCCAGUGUGAAAUAUGUGUACAUUGUAAAACCAACACAUGCAGCAUUUUGUCUGAGGCAAAAUUCAGAAAGGAAACAUCAUUAUAAUCUUUAUUUUUUUUAAUCAAGAUCCACACUCCUUACCAGUUGGUGGCGGCAAUGCACCAAUACGUUAUUUGUCAACCAACCGCCAAAUAUAACGAACGACGAAAAAAAGAUGCAGCAUUAUUUGAGCGGAAUACUCUUGCAGACAGAGACGAUCUUUGUGUGCGGAUGACGUCACGGUAUCCAGGAAGGAAGGAAGCGAGAAGGUGCAAAAGUGGAACAAAAUGGCCACAAACAACACCGACACAAGCGGAGAUUAUUUGUGCACUUUCUGUAUGAUCGCCAGAGGUCAAGACCAAGAAGCUCAAGUUUUAAAAAAGAAUUGGAUUCCAUCAACCGCCGUACACGUCGAUAAGUCACCUCCACCUGCACGUUCUCGCCCCGGCCAGCAAGAUCGCAGGCAGCCUGAUGUUUAAAUUCAUACCCGGGACCGUGUCCUUCGUAGACG
Phyllopteryx taeniolatus (common seadragon) is the source of this 5185-nucleotide messenger RNA. RefSeq names its product nuclear receptor coactivator 7 (gene ncoa7b). The transcript is spliced from 20 exons. The coding region runs from base 1025 to 3292 and encodes 755 amino acids. The record is from RefSeq and is a predicted model, not a curated record. Lineage: Eukaryota; Metazoa; Chordata; Actinopteri; Syngnathiformes; Syngnathidae. Gene Ontology annotation, biological process: response to oxidative stress; regulation of transcription by RNA polymerase II. Gene Ontology annotation, cellular component: nucleus.